AUGGAUACAAUAUCGGAUGAUGAAUUUUUAUAUUUUGGUUCCAUGCUAACAAAUUUUGCGUAUCAUUCUGGUUCAAUACAUUUAAGUCAUUUCGAUUCUGUCAAUGAAUUACAAUUUCAUUCAUUGAACAAUGAAUUUAUUCAACACUCAACGACGUCAAUACCGAUGGAUAUUGAAGCCAAACAAUUAAUUCUUCCGUGUAUGCCAACAAAUUUUAUUGAAAUACCAACCCUAGGCGAUAACCUAAAAUCUAUAAAUGAUGAUUUCUGUCGACCAUUAAUUAAAACAGAACUUUCUAGUCGUUUAAAAGGUAUUAUAUCGGGUGUUCGAUCAGCUUUAAUAAAAUGUAAUUCAACAAAGUGGUAUCGAUUAAAAGGAUGUGGCGAUAAUACAGAUGGCUUUUCAAUUAAACCUAUUUCGCAGUCAGACACAAAAUUAACUAUUCGAGGAUGUGCAUUUCUUCAUACGACUCAUCGUGAAUUAUUUAUGACAUAUUAUAUAUCACAAUUACUUGCUCCACAUAAAAUUCAAUGUGCAAAUAGUUCGGUUGGUUGGUUUGAAUAUAAAUUAGAAAAUGAAACUUUCGACAAUAUCAUUACUUCUGAUAUUCCAAUAGUACAAGAUAAAAAUAUAAAUCAAUGGCCAAAUACUCUACGUUGCUGUAUUCUUAUGGAAACAUUGGGUAAUAAACGUCUAUCAGAUCAUGUUUUAUUUGGUAUCGAACAAUUGUUGUGUAUGAUUAUUUCUCAUGAUAAAACACACCCUGUUAAUCAGUCCAAUCUAAUAUCCCUAUUUCCAUCAGAACGUUUGACAAAAUCAGAUGAAAAUAAUGAAAAACUUAUACCUUUAUCAACAUGGUUCGCAUUAUUAACCAAUAUACUUCAACCAGUUGAUUAUCUCAAAUCGAAUUGGCUGCACAGUUCAUCUUAUUUGUCUGAGGAAGUACCUGCGGACAUGGAUGGAGAUCAAUGGAGAAAUUUAUGGAAAGUUAAUAUUUUAAUUUUAAAUAAAUAUUUACAAACCAAACAGCCAUUGUCUGAUCUUUUAUGUUUACUUUAUAAACGAUUUGGUUUUGAAUGUGGAUCAAUUCUUGGUCUUAUGCAUUAUCAUCGAAUAAGUUGGGGUACCUAUAAAGAUGAAUUAGGUAUGCAUUGCAAUGCUCAUCCGAACAAUUUAGUUAUUAAAUUAUCUACACCGGCAUCAUCUUUCUUAUUAGCGCCAUUAGACUUUGAUAUGAGUUUUACAGAAACAGGCUAUUUACCAAACAUAUAUAAUAAUCAAUUAUUUGAUGAGAUAAUCAAAUUAGAACUAUCAGCUUUUCAAUUAACAUUAGGUGGAGAUUCUCAAGCGAGUAGCGGUGUAACAGUUUGGGUAGAAAUGCCAGAUAAUGAAUGGACAAGUGCUCGUUGGUUGUUGAGAGAUAUUAUGUUAAAUGAAUUCAAUAGAGUCUAUCUUGAAACAAUUCAGAAUGGAUCAACUAUCAAGACAUCGGAGUCGUUUUCUAAUGAACAAAAUAAUGCUGUACAAUCACUCAUUCGUCUUGCUCUGAUGAAAACAAUGAAGGAGAUUGGCUAG
Messenger RNA from Rotaria socialis, 1575 nucleotides. The record is from the annotation of a GenBank genome assembly. NCBI's taxonomy places the organism in Eukaryota, Metazoa, Rotifera, Eurotatoria, Philodinida, Philodinidae.